Molecule: messenger RNA, 1246 nt
Organism: Anthonomus grandis grandis
Lineage: Eukaryota; Metazoa; Arthropoda; Insecta; Coleoptera; Curculionidae
Product: D-3-phosphoglycerate dehydrogenase
Exons: 5
Coding region: 148-1140 (330 amino acids)
Molecular function (GO): NAD binding; phosphoglycerate dehydrogenase activity
Source: RefSeq, a predicted model, not a curated record
AACAAGUAUACAGUGGUCGUGCACCGUCGUAUCACCGAUCAACAGUACGGGCAGUACCUUAUUAUCAUCACCAGACUCCAGUUCGAGGUCAACAGCAUCGAAUUAAGUUCGUUCCUUAAUACACUCUCGCGAUUAUUAACAACAAUAAUGGAUAUUAAGAAAGUUUUAGUUGCCGAUGCUGUCGAUGACGCUUGUAUUCAACUUUUAAAGAAGUAUUCCAUUGAUGUCGACUGCAAAUACAAGUUGCCUAAAGAUGCAUUAAUUGAGGAAAUUAAGAAUUACGAUGCAGUAGUGGUAAGAUCAGACACCAAAAUUACAGCAGAUGUUAUUAAGGCAGGUCAGAAACUAAAAGUAAUCGGUAGAGCCGGUGCAGGAGUUGAUAACAUUGACGUUAAGGCAGCUACGGAAAAUAAUGUCGUAGUUUUAAAUACUCCCGGCGGUAACGCUAUUAGCGCGUGCGAACUAACAUGCUCCCUAAUUACAAAUUUAGCAAGAAAUGUGACCCCAGCUAGCGCCUCCCUAAAAGCUGGAAGAUGGGACAGAAAACUGUACUCAGGCCACGAGCUAAGUGGAAAAACUCUUGCCAUUAUUGGGUUGGGAAGGAUUGGAAAAGAGGUUGCUACCAGGAUGCAAGCUUGGGGAAUGGAGACCAUUGGCUUUGACCCAAUUGUUUCAGCCGAAGAAGCUAAAAAAUUCAACGUUGAAUAUCUUCAAUUAGAGCAACUAUGGCCCAGAGCAGACUACAUUACUGUCCACACCCCACUUAUUCCAGCAACAAGAAAUCUCAUUAGUGCUAAGACACUAGCCAGCUGCAAAAAGGGCGUAAGAAUAAUAAACGUUGCUAGAGGCGGAAUAGUAAACGAAAAAGAUCUGCUGGAAGCAAUUAAAUCAGGACAAUGUGGAGGAGCUGGUAUUGAUGUAUUCGAACAGGAGCCACCAACGGAUCCUAUCACUCUUGAGCUUAUUGCACACGAUAAAGUAGUGGCUACGCCCCAUUUAGGAGCCAGCACCACCGAGGCUCAAAUAAGGGUAGCUGUGGAGGUAGCUGAACAAAUUAUAGCACUUACUGGAACCACUCAGGAUUAUACUUCUACUGCUGGAGUCUUAAAUCCGGCCGUAAUUAAUAAAGUAAAAGCCUAAAUUGUUUAUUAAAUUGGAAUGUAUUAUAUAAAUAGAUUUUUUUUGUUAAUUACUGUUGGUAGACCGUCAAAUUGAUAUUAUAAAUAAAUGUUUAAUUUUCGUCAUA